ACACCGCCACUGACAGCUAUCGUCUACCAGUUACCAUCGCCGCAAUCGUUGCUGUAGGUUCAUGUUAUUUUUUUUCGUACGCUAAUUUUUUCUGUUUAUUUUUUCAUUUUAUCACCAUUUAAACUUUUUGUCUGUAAACGUUCGAUGUGAGAUCCUAAUGUAAAACACUUUAAAAUUACGAACUAUUAACAUUGGCAGACGGGAGAUUCUCGUUUGCUCCCCGUAAGUGGUAUUAUUUUAAAUGACUUGUGUACUUCUAUUACCUAAAGUUAUUACAAGAUCUCACGAAUCGCCAUUUCGUUAGUCUUAUUCUGUGAAACAUUCAGAUUUUUAUUUUAUUUGCGUUUUUGUGUAUCAAAACUGUGUCGGUACUACUCGAAACGUUGUGAUCGUUUGUGAAGUUGGUCCCUUGAACUUUAAGACGAAAUUUUUUUUUUUACGUUUUGUUAUUCCUCGGAUUCCUUGAUGACGCGCUCAUCUGCCGCCAAUGUACCUUGUCGGUUACUAAAGUGUUAUUUGUCGAUCUGUAAUUACACUAAUCUCAUGUGAGUAACAAACAUGGCUGUCCCGAAUAAUUUCAAGCCUUACCUCUGUAAGUUGGAUGAUAAUGAUUGUAUUUCGCUUGUGAAUAUAAUCAAGUCAUUCAAUACACCUGUCAGCGAGGAACAUGCAUGGGCAUUGUGCUAUCAGUGUGCCAAGUGUUUCAAGAAUGCUUUUGAACGAGACCCAAACAAGUGUCGAGUGGUUAAGAACUUAGAAGAAGUCCUUAUCCAUAAGGAUGGAUUCAUACAUCCCAGUACCAUUCUGAAUACUGAAGAAAUAGCUGAAUCUCAUGAAAAUAUUGAAAAACUUAGUAAUGAAAAUGAUAGUAAAACUAUACUUCAACAUCAUGUGAUUGCCAGUCUAGGAUAUAUUGUUUUUCAAGUACUAGAUUUUGGAAUUGACGAAGAUGAAGAAAGGUCAUUAAAUCCUGAGUUGGAAUCAUUAAUUAAACGAAUGAUAGCUUCGUUUGAAUAUGGUUUGCACGCUCAAUCUAUGGACCAUGGACAAUCAGGUGAAACUGACGAUGAAGGAAUUGAAAGAGAUUCUGCUGAAUGUGAAGAAAUAUCUCGAAAUAAUUUUGCUACUUUUGAUGAUGUGUUAGAGGAAUGUAGUAGACAUAUAGGUGUGUCAGGAUUGGGUUCUGAAACUCAUUAUAAAGCUGUAUGCAGAGCAUUAGUAGCAGAAGCUCUAGAGCUUUCAUCAUUUCUAGAUAAAUUAUCUGAUGGAUCUGUCAGUUUAAGACACAGAAAUUCAACUUCAGCUGAAUUAAUUACAUUGGAUUACAGUGAUUGGGCACGUUUAUGGAUACAAUUGAUACGGGAACUACGACGUGGUGUACAAUUGAAAAAAGUUGAUCAAAGGUCUCGUGCUAGAGAUGAAUUUGUUGAAUAUGCAUUAACCCCCUAUGAAAUGUUAAUGGAUGACAUAAGGUCAAGAAGGUAUACUUUAAAAAGAGUUACCCCUCCAGAAAUUCCUGCCAGAAUUCAAAGAGAUGCUCAUGAUGCAAUACUUGAAUUUAUUAGAUCAAGGCCGCCAUUAAAAAGUGCUGCUGCAAGAAAACUAGCUCCUCGUCGACAAGAUAAACUGUCACCAAGGGAACAUUUAUUGGAGUGUAUAAAAAGUGGAAACGUCAAAUUGCGUUCUACUUCAUUAACCAAAAGCCCUUUUCGUAAUAUUAAAUCAUCUAGAUCAAUGUCAAGUCCUCCAAAUUCUCGUACUAAUAAAUCAAAAAUUCACUUUGACAAUUCAUCUUUGAAUAAUUCAGAAGAAGAAUAUAUGCCAAACCAAUCUAUCAAAAGUAUGCUUGAUACAAAUAAAGAGCGCAAGCUUAUAAAAGUGGAUUUUUCUGCAUUAGCACGUCUAGUAAGUUCUGAUUCUGAAGACGAUUUUGAUGAGGAUGAUGAAAAUAACACAUUCAAGACUACUACAGUGGAAAAAACAGAAGAAUCCACUUAUUUGGGCGUGACCACUCAAGAAAAAGAAGAAAAUCACGGACUUACUGACACAAAACCCAAUAAAAAUAUUCAUGCACUAAGAAAACAGCAACGAAGGCACACAAUUGCUGAUCAAUCAUCUCUGUCUUUUAUCAAACCAAUGGGUGGAUUGUGGAAGCAAACUCGUAGACAAUCUAUGUACAAAAACACUUUGCCUACUAGUGAUUGUUUGACUUUGACUCUGCAAGAACUUAUACAUAUUCGUAGUGUACUUACUAAAGCAGAAAUAGAAAGUUUACCAGUUGAAGGAAAUUUCAAAGAAGAUGUUGAAAAUCGAAAAGUUUGCUUCUUAUGUAUGAAAACAAGGUUUGGCAUUUUUGGACCAUGGGGGCAAGAAUGCAAAAUGUGUCAACGUACAAUAUGUUCAAAAUGUUGUACCAAGAUGCGUAUGCCUACUGAUCAUUUGUCCCAAAUCCCGGUUGUAGCACUCAGUCCCAAUGUAGCAGUAUCGGACCAAAAUCCUUGGUGGUCAAAAAGUAGUUGGGGCAGUGCUCCAUCUAGUCCUCAAAAAACGUUGAUGGUUGGUUGUCCCAAUAAUAGUAUGUCUGCAAGCUAUCAUGGUUCAUCUACAGUCACACAAAAUAUCACUCGAACUAAGUAUAGUGCACAAAUGACUGUUUGCUUAGAUUGUAAGACAAUGGUACUGCAAGAAAUCAAAACAUCUAGAGUGAAUCGUUCAAAUUUACUUCGCCAUUUAACACUUGACUUGUCAUCUGUUUAUUAG
Messenger RNA from Melanaphis sacchari, 2760 nucleotides. RefSeq names its product protein spire (gene spir). The coding region runs from base 559 to 2760 and encodes 733 amino acids. Gene Ontology annotation, cellular component: cytoplasmic vesicle membrane; cell cortex. Gene Ontology annotation, biological process: intracellular transport; establishment of meiotic spindle localization; cleavage furrow formation. The record is from RefSeq and is a predicted model, not a curated record. Lineage: Eukaryota; Metazoa; Arthropoda; Insecta; Hemiptera; Aphididae. Gene Ontology annotation, molecular function: actin binding. The transcript is spliced from 15 exons.